Brassica rapa (field mustard) is the source of this 2024-nucleotide messenger RNA. RefSeq names its product glutathione S-transferase F8, chloroplastic. Gene Ontology annotation, molecular function: glutathione transferase activity; glutathione binding. NCBI's taxonomy places the organism in Eukaryota, Viridiplantae, Streptophyta, Magnoliopsida, Brassicales, Brassicaceae. Gene Ontology annotation, cellular component: cytoplasm. The record is from RefSeq and is a predicted model, not a curated record. Gene Ontology annotation, biological process: glutathione metabolic process.
GUAAAAAAGACUUUCACGGAGAAAUAAGGUUUAAUCAUCUCCUAAGAAGUGAUUAAAGCUUAGCUAAAACAUGAAACCAAAACUCAAAUGUCAAUCCAGUAGUUCAAGGCUGAAUCUUGAUGCCGGAACCUGCACAAAGAGCCACGAACAUUAGAGCAAUCAGCCGGAGAAUGAGCCUAGGAACCAAGGCUCAUCCCGAAGGCGACUUCGAAAGGGUGCGACGCCGAAGCAGGGUUGACUAGAUCCUGGUCCGGCUAGCACCGAUGAUGUCUACUCCAGACGCUGAAACAGCUCCAGAAGCCAAAUCCGGUGGUUCCAGGAGACCCUAAUCCAAAGAAGAGAAGCUAGCAGAUAAGUGCGGAGCGAUACAGGCGGAAACAAGCGGAGGUUCACGGCUCUCUACUCCGGUCCCUUCACACGAGCAUCAACUGAAAUAUAAAAUUACUUUUCUUAAACAUGCAUGGGGGCAUAACUUCUUUAUUUAUUUUAUGUAUAUUUGAAUGUGUAGUAGUUACGUUAUUACAAAACCAAAUGGGUUCAAACGAUAAAAAUAGAGUGUGAGUGUUGAAUAUCAGACGCUUUAGAGAUAAUAAUGUUAGGUUACAAAUAAAUAGAGAGAAAGUGGGAGAAGGAGGAGGAAGAGGAGACGUGGUGAUGUGGUGGUGAGAAGUUUGUGCACUUAUUCUUCCCUUGCCUUGCUUCCUCCUCCUCCUAUAAAACACCAUGCACCACCAUUCACCCCUUCAGAUCCAAAAUAUCUUAUAAACAUGGGCGGUGGCAUCAAAGUACACGGAGUUCCAAUAUCAACGGCCACAAUGCGCGUUCUCGCUACUCUUUACGAGAAGGGCCUCGAUUUCGAGUUAGUCCCCGUCGACAUGAAAGCCGGUGCUCACAAGCAGGAGCCUCUCAUCUCCCUCAACCCCUUCGGUCAAAUCCCUGCUCUCCUAGAUGGUGAUUUGACGCUUUUCGAGUCAAGAGCCAUCACAGAGUACAUAGCAGAUGAGUACAACAACAAAGGCGAGAAGCUUCUCUGCCAAAGCUGCAAGAAACUCAAGGCCAUCACAAAGGUUUGGCUUCAAGUUGAAGGUCAACAAUUUGACCCUAUCGCCUCUAAGCUAGCCUUCGAGCGUGUCUUCAAAGGCAUGCUUGGUAUGACCACUGAUCCUGCCACUGUGGAAGAUCUCGAAGCUAAGUUGGUGAAGGUCUUGGAUAUCUACGAGGCCAGGCUCUCCAAAUCCCCCAUCUUGGCUGGUGAUUGCUUCACUCUGGCUGAUCUUCACCAUCUCCCAAUCAUCUAUUACUUGAUGGGCACCGACUCCAAGAAGCUCUUUGAGUCUCGCCCUAAGGUUAGCGAGUGGAUCAAGAAGAUCACUGCCAGGCCUUCUUGGGUUAAGGUUCUUAACCUCCAGAAGCAGUGAGAUAUGGUGCUUUUGUUACAUCCCUGAGAUUUUUCCUUCGUUUGACAUAAAUGAUUUGUUCCUUUGUUGCUUAUUAUCAUUAUUAUUAGGUUAUGUAUCUCCUACUCUCUUUUUUGAUGUGUUGUGUGUUUUAUGUGCAAUAAAACAGCGGAGAUCAUCUAGCUAAACAAUAAGCAUUAAUAUUCAUUUACCGGACUUUGAAAUAUUACCUUGUACUUUUGCUUAUAUAGGCUCCGAUUGGUGACAUGUUGAUUUAAAGUUGAUUUACAAUCAAAGUUAUAACUUGAUGUAACUCGCAGUAGAAACUAUGUGGUAGAAACUGUAGAUUUAUGUUGUGAAUUUGCAGAAAAAAUAUGAGUUAUAAUUUUUUUUACUUAUUGACUGGUAACGUUUUUGAUGUAUAAAUUGCAGUAUAUGUAUACAUAUAUAUAAAAUAUAAAUAUCAGUAAUAAUAACAUUUAACAAUAAUAACUUAACAUGUUAACAAAAAAAUUAUACAUAAUAAUUAAUUUUAUUAUAAAAUUGAUUAAAUUUAAAAUAUAUUAAACUAAGUAAAUUAAAUUAAACUAAAAUUAAGGAAAUAAAGUAAUAUAAUUAUGUAAAUAU